Molecule: messenger RNA, 1878 nt
Organism: Lachnellula hyalina
Lineage: Eukaryota; Fungi; Ascomycota; Leotiomycetes; Helotiales; Lachnaceae
Exons: 2
Coding region: 1-1878 (625 amino acids)
Biological process (GO): proteolysis
Cellular component (GO): fungal-type vacuole
Molecular function (GO): aspartic-type endopeptidase activity
Source: RefSeq, a predicted model, not a curated record
AUGCGCCAAAUCUGGACUGCGCCCAAGCGGACAACACCAGACGUUGUCAGUACUGGUGAGUUUGGGGUUUUGUCUGAUCGUGAUCGCGUUUUGAUUGUGAUUGCUUUUACGCGCUGCGGAACUGACCGCUUGAAUAGGGAAGGCAAUGAUGGACCAUGGUCUUCAUUUCCCAUCUUGGUCGGCUCACCUGCGCAAGAUACUCGAGUCCUGAUAUCGACAGCUUCGACAUCAACAUGGGUGGUUGCAGUUCAAGGCUGUCAAGGUUCUAAUAUCCCCUCUAAUUGUUCCACGACUCGCGGCUCUCCUUUCAACAUCUCGGCCAGCACGUCUUGGUUGGACAACGGCCCCUGGGGUUUAAAUAUCGAAUCCAACUUGGGAACGAAUUAUGCGGCUGAUGAAGGACAAUUUGGUUGGGACACGGUGGGGUUGGGGUUCCAAGGCAGCGGAGGACCGACGUUGAAUCACACGGUUGUUGCUGGAUUACAAACGAUGGAUUAUUAUAUCGGGAUGUUGGGCUUGAACCCCAGGCCGACAAAUUUUUCCGACUUCAAUCAUCCCCAGCCUUCCUAUCUUAGUCUAUUGUAUGAGGACUUGAAGAUACCGAGUCUGAGCUACAGCUAUACGGCUGGAGCACAGUAUAGGUUGAACAAGGUGCUGGGAAGUUUGACGUUGGGUGGAUACGAUGAUUCUCUGUUUGAGGAUAACAGUGUUACAUUUCCUUUCUAUUACGAUCAAUCGAGGGAUCUUACAGUCGGACUCAAAUCCAUCACCGGAAGCGGUGGAGAAUCACUACUCCCUAAUGGUAUACUGACUCUCAUUGACACCACCGUCUCGCAAAUAUGGCUCCCCCUCGAAGCAUGCACCGCUUUCGAGUCCACCUUUGGCCUUGUAUACGACGAGACGACAGAAUUAUAUCUCGUCAACGACACACAGCACACUGCAUUGCAAACGCAAAACACCAGUCUUACUUUCACUCUCGCACCCACACUCGCAGGCACAGCCAGCAUUAAUAUCACAUUUCCUUACGCAGCAUUUGACCUCGAGGUUUCCUACCCCCUUGUUAACACCACACAACGUUAUUUUCCCCUACACCGCGCAGACAACGAUACCCAAUACACGCUCGGCCGCGUCUUCCUCCAAGAAGCCUACCUAACCGUCGACUACGGGCGCUCCAACUUCUCCGUCUCGCAGCGCAAAUGGGAGCUCAACGCCGCCAAGCAUACCGUUGACAUACUCCCCAAGAACCUGACUGAUACCUCAUCAGGCAAUGGCACUACUAUCCCCGGCGCAACAGCAAAAAAGACAACAAAAACCAGCAUCGGUGCCAUCGUAGGCGGAAUAAUAGCAGGCGUGGCUGCCAUCGCCGCCCUCGCAUUCGGCGUCUGGUUUUUCCUCCGCCACCGCCGUCGCGCUGCAGCAGAACAGAAAUCCGCCGAGCUCGCGCAGGCCAUCGAGCGCGCCGCACAGGCAGAACAAGAGCACAAAGCUGCUCUGGCAGCCGGAAACACAAAUUCGAACGGACAUGAAAACGAUCUCGGCAUCUUUGGGGACCCAUAUCCAGCGGCGUAUAAGCAUGAGCUCGAUACGCCGGGCGAGAAGACGCCGGAGAUGUACGGAUCCAGCCAUUACGGCAACGUGGAGAUGAGCGCCGAGGAGCUGAUGGCGGAGUUGGCGGCCAGGGAGGAGAGUACGGUGGGGAGGUUCGAGUUGGAGGCGCCGCAUGAACUGGCUGAGUUGAGUGGUGAAGAUCGGAGGAGGAUGGAUUGGCAGGGUUUACCUAGCCAACAACAGCAGCGGAAUGCAAGGAGGGAUAUUGAUACGCCAGCUAGGAGUACCGGGACCCCGAGUCCGAGGCCUUUUAGUUGGCAGCAGCAAUGA